AUGGCCCUUGGCCGGAUCGGUCAUGAUGGCCCUAGCGCUACAUCUUCACCCAUGUUGCCCUCCGAUGGAAACCAGCAGCAGCAGCAACAGCAGCGGCAACAAAAGCGAACAUUCUACCACGAUUCUCCAGAACUACAGCCCUCGUCUUCGUUCGACCCCUUUUUCUCCCAGGUGCGGUUAAAUAGCCUUCGUCCGGACGAGGACGAGGACGAUGGAGACAGCCUUCGACGGCCCUCCGUAGCCUCAGCGACCACCGUCGGUAGCCAAGGCUCUCGCUCCCGCGGAGGGCGAUUCCAUAAGCGCCUCCAGGGCAUCUUUGGUGACGAAUUUGAACAGCAGGACCUUUCCUUUCCUACGACCCUGAGAUCGUCUAGUCGACUGUCAAGCUCGAGGCCACGGACGGGUUCUGCGGGCAGAGCGCGGAAGGGAUCCACACACUCACUAAGCCUCGAUCGAACUGCUUCCCCUGAUCCCGCUCGCCCGCGAACUCCCAUACCUUCAAGCGAAGUAACUCCCUGGGAGUACCAGAACUUCAGAGAUAUCCCGAACCUGGGUGAAGCCCCUGUCAGGCAAGCUCCUACCACGGACCCCUCUGAGUAUCAGCCGCCGACUCCCGCGCCGAAGGUUCGUCCGACUCAUCGUCUUCAUCUCACCGGCCACCGCUACACCCAGAGCAAGGAAGACCCGCCUAAUACUGCCAAUAUCAGCUCUCCGCUACCGCCGCGACCUGCUUCAGGUCGUGAUGAAAUCCCGCCUCUUAUGCGACAGUCGAGAGAGCACGGCCUGCAGGCCCCAACUCCAAUGAGUUCCUCUACCACGCUCGGCGGUCGUUCCGCUAGCCCUACACCUAGCACACGGAGUGUCAACCCUAGAGAUGCGCGCGAUCAGUCCUCAAAUCCCUCUGCGCCAAAAAGGUCUCUAUUUGACCGCAUCCGCCGUCCUAAGGGGGGAUCUAACUCGCUCAAGAACUUACCUCCAUCCUCAAAGUCUGUUCAAGAUAUGAGUAAGGCUGCCAGUUAUUUCACUUCCGAGCCAGGUUCCGUCCUCCGCGGUAGGAAAGGUAGCUCAGAGUCGACUUCGCGAGAGCACAAUGAAUCCGAUCGCAAGAAAGAAGGCACUACUAGCAAGGCACUGUCUGCAAUAGGGCCUAGUCGGCUUAGACAUGGUCGCCGGUUUUUGGAUGGGAAAAAUGUAAAGGAUCGCCGGAAUAACGUUGAUAACAAUCAAGUUUUCCUCGAUACCAAUCUGGGUGACAUGUCGGGUAUAGUGACACAGCCGGAUGCCAUAUCUCCAACUGACACAAGCCUUAUAUUUGGAGGUACAAAACCAUUCACUGGCAAUGGUGAGGUUCUAACUCCACUGGACCUCAUUGGUACUGAUGAUUGGCAUCCUCCCGAUAGCUGGCAAGUCAAAAGGCCAACGGAGGAUACUGGCACACGCAUGUCUAGUGUGGCUGACCCUGGCCCCGAGAAGGACGUCGAUGAAGAUGGCCAUCCGUUCUGUAUCCGUGUUUUCCGUAUUGACUCGACCUUCGCGACUCUAUCUGCUGGCCUAAAUACCACAGUCACCCAGCUACUGGAGAUGUUGGGACGGAAAUCUUUCUUGCAAGAGGAUCUAAACAAUUAUGAAAUUGUGAUGCGAAAAAAUGAUCUCAGCCGAACUCUCGAGCCUAACGAGCGUCCUAUCCUCAUGCAAAAACGUUUACUUCGACAAGUCGGUUACCACAUGUCCGAUCGUAUUACUGAGAUAGGACGCGAGGAUAACAGCUAUAUAUGCCGGUUCACCUUCCUCCCUACCAAACUAGGCGUUUAUUCGAAUCUUGACCCUGAACUUGGUUUCACAGAUAACCAAAAAUACAGCCAUGUUGACCUUGAAGGGAGGAGUGUGGCCACAAUACCUCUGAAACUAUACAAGAAGGCGUCCGAAAUUAUAUCCCUGAAUCUCUCGAAGAACUUGGCCCUGGAUGUCCCCAAGGAUUUCAUCCAAAGCUGCAUUAACCUGCGAGAAAUUAGAUUUACCAGUAAUGAAGCUUGGCAGCUUCCCCCGAGCCUAAGUCUCGCUUCGCGUUUGACGUACCUCGACAUAUCCAACAACCGCCUGGAAAAGCUUGAACACGCUAAUUUACACAAGUUGAAAGGCCUAGUCAGCUUGAAGAUGGCGAACAAUAAGCUCUCCAGUUUACCUGCCAACUUUUGGGAUUUCCCUUCACUAAGAAGUCUAAAUCUUUCGUCCAAUAACUUCCGUGCUCUCCCUGAAUUUUUGGGGAAUCUGAACAGUUUGGUUGACUUGGAUAUCAGUUUUAAUCAAAUCGAGGAUUUACCCACCAUUGGCCAAUUUACCUCCCUGGAACGACUGUGGGUUACGAAUAACAGUCUCAGCGGACCGCUGGUUGAGACUUUUAAGGGGCUUACCAAACUCAAGGAGGUUGAUGCACGAUUUAACAACAUCACAUCCAUCGAUAACAUGGCUUCCCUCCCCAGGCUGGAAACUCUACUCGUUGGCCAUAACGCUGUGUCAGCUUUUUCUGGUUCAUUCCCUAGGUUGAGGACCUUGGUACUUGACCAUUGCCCCGUCACUGAAUUUGAUAUCACAUCACCACUACCAACGCUCCAUUCUCUGAAUAUAGCAUCGGCUAAACUAGUCGAAUUUAGAGACUCGCUAUUCGCCAACGUCCCAAACCUAACCAAACUUAUUCUCAAUACAAACCACUUCGUUACCCUUUCACCUAACAUAGGUUCUCUCAAGAAACUGGAACAUCUCAACCUGGCCAAAAACCCCCUUUCCAUCUUACCUGCAUCAAUAGGCUGCCUGACUGAGCUCAAGAGCCUGAACCUGCGAGAAUGCAACCUUAACAGGCUUCCCGCCGAGAUAUGGUACUGUCUCAAAUUGGAGAGCCUGAAUGUCUCGUCCAAUGUCUUGGAAAUAUUCCCCAAGCCAGCUUCCUCCCCACCCCUCCCGCCGUCCGAAGCAACUAAUAAUUUAACUCCGAUGGGCACCCCGUUGCUUCGCGCUGAUAGCUACGAUGGUGUUGGUGGAAGGGGUGAAGAGUACGAUUUCCGACGACCAAGCCAUGCUUCCACCAGUCGUUUACAGGUGGGGACGCCUCCAGACUCAACUAGGAAAGGGUCAAUACCAUCGAUGAGCUCGCCCAGCGGAAGGAAAUCGUCAAAUGCAUCUCGCGUGACAGCUGAGUCAAGGAAGGAUUCCACGUUCUCGCAACGAAUAAACACUACAUUUGUCAGCUCGCUGAGGCAGCUUUAUCUAGCUGACAAUCGGCUUGAAGACGACAUCUUCCAUCAAAUCGCACUACUCACCGAGUUGAGAGUGCUGAAUUUGUCCUACAACAGCUUAACAGACUUGCCCCCAGGAUUUAUCCGGCGAUUGCAGUACCUUUCUGAGCUAUAUCUAUCUGGAAAUGAGUUGAGUUCUCUUCCUUCUGACGAUUUGGAGGAGUCAAGCCAUCUAAAGGUCCUCCAUCUUAAUGGCAAUAAAUUCCAGGUCCUCCCCGCAGAACUCUGCAAGAUAAACAAACUUGCGGUGCUUGAUGUCGGAAGUAACUCCCUCAAAUACAACAUUUCCAACUGGCCAUAUGACUGGAACUGGAACUGGAACCAUAACCUGAGAUAUCUCAAUUUUUCCGGGAACAAACGAUUUGGAAUCAACCCGUCUAGUGCAUAUACACCAAGUACUGAUGGAACGCCAUCGACAGAUUUAACUGAUUUCAGCUCCCUGAGUUACAUACGUGUUCUCGGUCUGAUGGACGUUACAAUCACUAUACCGACUAUUCCUGAAGAAACUGAAGACAGGCGUGUGCGAACUUCCUCCUCUUUGUCUGGAUGCAUUGCAUAUGGCCUUGCAGAUAGUCUUGGCAAAAAUGAGCAUCUGUCCAUGAUUGAUAUGGUAGUGCCGCGUUUCAGGGGUAGUGACAUGGAAACAAUCAUUGGGCUGUUUGAUGGUCAGCCGUCAAUGGGUGGGGGUUCUAAGAUUGCAAAAUUCUUGCAUGAAAAUUUCACAGCUACAUUUAUGGAGGAACUAGGAAAGCUUCGCAAACAAAAUGGCGAAACACCAGAAGAUGCUUUGCGAAGAACAUUUUUGGCUCUCAAUAAGGAUAUGGCUACCGCUGCUUACAAGCCUGUGGACGAUAAGGAGUCGCGUCACUGGGAUCGAAACCCAACCGCUGCUAAGCUGCUUAACCGUGAGGAUGCCUUUUCAGGCGGUACCGCCACUGUUCUGUACCUGCAGAACAUGGAGCUGUUCGUUGCCAACGUCGGCGACGCCCAAGCCUUGCUAGUUCAAGGUAAUGGACAGUUCAAGUACCUUACGAAGAAUCACGAUCCCGCUGAAGCUUCCGAGCGAGAACGAAUUCGAGAAGCUGGCGGCUAUGUUUCUCGUAAUGGAAAACUAAACGACCAGCUAUCGGUUUCACGAGCAUUUGGGCACUUCCACCUGAUACCUGCUGUUAUCGCAGCUCCUAGCACGGUGAAAGUCACACUCACGUCUCAGGACGAGAUGAUUAUUCUUGCAUCCGGGCAGUUGUGGGAUUAUGUGACACCGAACGUGGUUGUUGAUUUAGCGAGAUACGAACGCGCUGAUUUGAUGAUUGCUUCGCAGAAGAUUCGUGACUUAGCGAUCUCCUAUGGUGCAACAAGCAAGCUUAUGGUCAUGAUUGCUGGUGUCAAUGACCUCAAGCGACGAGAACGCAGCAAGUUCAGGAGCCCCAGCUUAUCAAGACCCUCGCCGCUUAACGAUGAACAUAUGUUCCCUCUCGGCAGGCGCAAAAGGAAAGCUCGUGAUAUCCCUAGUGAUUCUACCCUAGCAAGACUGGGCCAUGUGGAGGCUCCUACGGGUGAACUUGCGAUAGUCUUCACUGAUAUCAAGCAGUCUACUUCUCUCUGGGAGACAUAUCCCCUAGCUAUGAGAUCUGCCAUCCAGAUUCAUAAUGAGUUGUUCCGGCGACAACUGCGACUUAUUGGUGGGUUUGAAGUUAAGACGGAAGGAGAUGCAUUCAUGGUAUCGUUUUCAACUGCCACUGCAGCAUUACUAUGGUGUUUCACUUGCCAGAUGCAACUUCUAGAAGCGCCUUGGCCGACAGAGGUGCUUCAGACACCUUCCUGCCGCGAGACGUAUGAUGACGAUGGUAAUCUUAUUUACAGAGGAUUGUCCGUCAGAAUGGGUAUGCACUGGGGCCGGCCUCUCUGUGAAAAAGAUCCAGUUACGGGACGAAUGGAUUAUUUCGGACCAAUGGUUAACCGUGCUUCUCGAAUCUCGGCAGUGGCCGAUGGCGGACAGAUCUUUGUUUCAGCAGACUUCGUUACUGAGAUGGAGAGGACCCUAGAAGCCUUUGCAGAUUAUGAACGUACCAACUCUGACUCGUCAGAGGAUACGUUUGGAGACGAGGCUUUAGGCCAAGCCACCCGCCGCGAGCUUUAUCAGUUAAGCACGCAGGGUUUUGAAGUGAAGGACCUUGGCGAGCGUAAAUUGAAAGGUCUCGAGAAUCCAGAGUCCGUGUACCUGCUAUACCCACAUGCUCUAUCCGGACGACUUUCUGUCCAACCGGACAUGGUGGCAUCCGGUGAGGCAUCUUCUCCAGGUACAUUAGGCAAAAACUCCAUCUUGAAUAUCGAUGCAGAUAUGUUCUGGCAGCUACUCAAGAUAGCCCUUCGCUUGGAGGCCUUCUGCAGCACUCUUGAGAAUCCUGGUGGAAGCAUGCUACUCGAACCUGAUCUGCAAUUUAUCAAUGCGAUCAAAUCCCGAGGUGACGAGAUCGAUGAUGCUGCCGUCAUGAAACUGCUUGAGCAUCAAGUAGCACGUAUAGAGACCUGCACCAAUACUCUCACCAUCAGAACCAUGAUGCAACCCUUCAAGCCAAACGACACGCUUCUCGACCAUGCUGUGCCUAUGUCAGACAUCCUACAACAGCUCCAAUCUCAACUCGCAGAGUUCAAAGCACUCAAGACUCAGAUGAAUCUCUCUGGUGCUCCCACCACACCCCCACCGAGCGGCUAUUCCCAAGAACUACCUGAAUCAACAAUGUCAUCCGCUCAAUCAUCCGCCAUUAACCUUGCUGCUCCGCCACGCCCAGGCCGAAGAUGA
Nannizzia gypsea CBS 118893 is the source of this 6093-nucleotide messenger RNA. Its product is annotated as adenylate cyclase. Gene Ontology annotation, molecular function: magnesium ion binding; adenylate cyclase activity; protein binding. NCBI's taxonomy places the organism in Eukaryota, Fungi, Ascomycota, Eurotiomycetes, Onygenales, Arthrodermataceae. Gene Ontology annotation, biological process: intracellular signal transduction; cAMP biosynthetic process. The record is from RefSeq and is a predicted model, not a curated record. The transcript is spliced from 2 exons. Bases 1 to 6093 code for a protein of 2030 amino acids.